UGGCGCUGUCCUGUAAGAGCGGUGCUGUACUGAAGAAGUAUCUGCUGCUGCUGGCUCAGGAGAACUGCGAGUUCCGGUUGCCGGAAAUCCGGUCUUUAAACUCUCUUUUUGGAGGGAAUUUUAGUAAUAUUCAAGAUGACCAUGAAAAGUCUCCAUUCUGUGUGCUGACUAUCCCUUGUGAGGAAUUAGCAAGAAAAAUAAUGAAGCGGACGGUUUUUGUGCAAAAUCUCUGUUUGAACUGUGGGGUCAUGGUAAACGUUUAACAGAACUAAAGCAAUCCAUCCAGAGCUACCAUUCGGAAAGGAUGGUACCAUAUCUUCAACCAAACUCAACGUACAAAAUUAGCAUUCAUAGCUUCAAUAAGACCUUAACACAGAAAGAAAAGCUUAUGAAGAUUGAUGCAAUGGAAUUCAUACCAUUUAAAGGAAGAGUGAGUUUACAGAAUGCAGAGCAUAUAUUCUAUGUGUUGGAGGAUUAUGGUCCAGACCCAAACACUGCACCCGAAGUCCCACUGCAGAUCUACUUUGGCCGGUGGAUUGCAGAUGGACAGCGGGAACUAAUUAAUUCCUACAGUGUAAAAAAAACGGCACUUUAUUGGAAAUACAAGUAUGGACGCUGGCCUGUCCUUCAUUAUGGCAAACCAUGCAAGAGUCAAGCCUGAUGAUUUAGUGUUCGAUCCAUUUGUUGGCACUGGUGGUCUUUUGGUACCUUGUGCUCACUUUGGUGCUUAUGUAUGUGGCACAGAAAUUGAUUACAACACAGCGCACGGGCGAGGUAAAGCAACCAGGAUGAAUCAGAAGUGGCGUGGGCCCGAUGAGAACAUAAAGGCCAACCUACGGCAGUAUGGCUUAGAGAAAUACUAUGUUGACAUUCUUGUGUCUGAUGCAUCCAAGCCCAUCUGGAGAAAGGGACCAUUAUUUGAUGCCAUCAUCACAGACCCUCCCUAUGGCAUUCGAGAGUCUACAAGAAAAACCGGCACACAGAAGGAAAUCAUAAAGACGGAACAGUACCCUGAAUGUCACGUUCCUGUUCAAUUAAAUUAUCAUCUGAGUGAUAUCUUCCUGGACCUGUUGAGCUUUGCAGCCGAGUUUCUUGUUAUAGGAGGAAGAUUAGUCUAUUGGUUACCUGUGUACCGUCCAGAAUAUACAGAGGAGGUUGUACCCCGGCAUCCAUGCCUGAAACUUAUUAGCAACUGUGAACAGAUGCUUUCCAGCCACACGUCUCGCCGCCUGAUAACAAUGGAAAAGGUGAAGGAGUUUGAGGAACAAUAUCAGCGCGCUCAUCUUUUGGAUGAACAGUAUUUACCAUACCAUGGCCACAACUCCUUCCGUGAAAAGUAUUUUAGUGGAUUAACCAAGAGAAUUGCAAGAGAAGAAAAAGCCAAAGUGGGAGAGAAUUCCACAGAUUGCAGAUCUACUAAAGCACCACAUAAUGCUACCAGACAGCAAUCAGCCAACCAAUAA
Molecule: messenger RNA, 1463 nt
Organism: Staurois parvus
Lineage: Eukaryota; Metazoa; Chordata; Amphibia; Anura; Ranidae
Source: the annotation of a GenBank genome assembly